Molecule: messenger RNA, 827 nt
Organism: Tetranychus urticae (two-spotted spider mite)
Lineage: Eukaryota; Metazoa; Arthropoda; Arachnida; Trombidiformes; Tetranychidae
Product: COMM domain-containing protein 8
Source: RefSeq, a predicted model, not a curated record
AAAAAAACAAACACUUGUUAAAACUCAACCGAAUGAUUUGCCUUCUCUAGGCUUUUGUUUACAGCAUAAACAUCUGAUUUCUUACCAUCUGAUUGCCAAACCAAGAAUAUGAGAUCUCCAUCGAUUGAGAUAAUCUCAAAGGUUGUCCAUGAGCUUAUCGAUCAACAUUGCGGUAGAGAUGGUCCAACGGAAGAGUUAUAUGUUCCAGAUCACUGGCCUGAUGUAGAAAAAUUCAAUUCCUUUGUGUCAACCAUUAGCCAGUUGAUUGUUCACAGUGUUGACUUCAAACAUGGCCAAACAUUCAAAUUUACAGGUGAUCUACCGGAGGAGGUAAAAAAGUCAGUACACGAAGCAAUUGAGAUGAGGAGAGCAGAAAUCAAAACUGGUCUUAUUGAUAAGAUAAUUUCAUCGCCCUCAUCUAUAAUAUCAUUACCCUCACCAUUAACAGUGAUGAAAGAUUUUGAUUGGCAGGUUAAAAUGGUUCUUGCAUCUAAUUUACUCUCUGAGAUCAAUGAAUCUUUGAUCAACUUAGACCUUUCACUUGUCAAAUCGGUUUCCAAAGGUUUUGAAUCACUUUCUGACCAAGAAGAAAUAUCAUCGAUAGAAAUGGACAAAUCUGAGAUAAGACAAUUGAUUGAAAAGCUAGAGGGCCUUAUGGAUAAAUUAGACCAUUAAAAGGAUACGAUCAAAACAAAAACUCCUCCAUUAUUACUUAGAAAUUCAAUUUUUAUAUCUACUAAAACAUGUUAUUGGUGAUUAUCUUCUCAAUAGCCUUCUUGAUAUUGAAUCACCGUUAAUUUAUUAAAAGUAUAAUCUAACUGAACUGA